AUUAUUGGUUCAACUUAGCAGCCGCGGCGCAGCGCUCACUGAUAUGAAUCAUGCAGCUUAGGAAAAGCUCCAUGUUCUCCAGUUCAGAAGCGCGACUAUCUCGAAAUCGCACACGCGCAGGGGUCGUGGCAAGUUGUUGCGGCCACCCAGGGUAGUAGCUGAAUAAUAAAAUUCGCGGGGUGGCUGUCUGUCUACCUCCGCUUCGUGUGUUCCGUGUCGAAUCGGCGUCUCCGGCUUUAAGGGUGGGUCUGCCUUUUCGUGGGAGGGGUCGCACGAAACUAACAUAAAUUUAAUAAGUAUCAAGUAUAAAAGACAGAGAAGAAUACCGUUGACAACGGUGGUAGACAGUGGACCCGGUUCAGGGUGUUCGAACGUCGGACGGAGUGCGUUUUUUUAUUUAAGAGCGAUACCCCAGAGUGCGGUACAUACACGCAUACGAUAUUUGGGUGAUUAUAAUCGUGCGGUGGAUGAAUUUUAUCCCCCUCACACCCUUUAGGGUCCUUCCCUCACUCCCGUCCCCGUAACCAGCCACUCCGGCCGUCCUUCCGUCCUUCUCACCUCCCUAUUUUUUCAUUUAUUCAUUUCUUCAUUCAGUCUUUACUUUCCUCGAACUGCCCCGGCCCCUUGGCCAUACUCUCUUCUCGUUACACUGAAUACUCCCCCGAUCGCGGCUGUACACGGAUUUACGAGUGGGGGUAACGAGCCGUGUGUUGUCCUGCAAGAGAGUUCAAGGAAUAUAGAGAGCUAGAGAGUGUGGAGAGUUAUACAUAUACGGAAUUUGAAGGGACCCAGCUACUCCUGACAUCGUCAACGAAAGAUCAAUCCAGUUUUAUGCAGGAAUAUGUCAAGUUUAAAAAUUGUGUUGGCAAUAUACUUGCUUACACCACCUUUGAGAACGAUGGAUCUUGAAUCAAGGAAUCAGAGGGUGUGCCAGCAAUAAAAUACAAUACCAAAAGCUAAAGAAUGAAUGCCCGCUGCACUGACCCUGCCGACACAACACAAGCAGGCUUAAGAUUCAUUCACUUAGUACGUGAGUAGCCAAACUCUCGUGCCGCUCGCCGACGUACAUAUCUCUCUAUAUUCGCACAUGGCAGCCAUGAAGCAUGGCAAGACGAGUCAGGACGACGUGUGUUACGUCGUCGCCAAGUAUGAUUAUGGAGCACAAGGAGCUCAGGAAUUAGAUCUACGUAAAAAUGAAAGAUACUUGCUGCUCGAUGAUUCGAAACACUGGUGGCGAGUACAGAGUGCCAGAGGCCAGGCUGGGUAUGUUCCGAGCAAUUAUGUCAAGAAAGAAAAGCCAUCUCUGUUUGACAGCAUCAAGAAAAAAGUUAAAAAAGGGUCGGGGUCAAAAACUCUACCCUCCAGUAAUUCACCUUCAAGAGCAGUCGAGUCACCAACUAUGGCAAGAAGAUUACCGGCAGAUCCCAGCGAAGCUAUAGGCACAGCAGUGGUGAAAUAUAAUUAUCAAGCGCAGCAAGCAGACGAAUUAUCAUUGGUUAAAGGGACUAGAAUCCUAAUCCUGGAAAAGAGCAACGAUGGCUGGUGGAGAGGCCAGAGUGGUACUCAGGCUGGUUGGUUUCCUUCUAACUAUACCCAAGAAGAAGGGGACGCGGAUGAUACUUUGCACACCUAUGCAAUGGCUGAGAAUGUGUUGGACAUAGUCGUUGCCCUGUAUUCAUUUUCUUCCAAUAACGACCAGGAGCUGUCCUUUGAAAAAGGGGAUCGUCUGGAAAUCUUAGAUCGUCCUCCAGCUGACCCUGAGUGGUAUAAGGCUCGAAAUGGUCAGGGACAAAUCGGUUUGGUGCCUCGCAACUAUUUGCAAGAACUCAGUGAGUAUUUGACUCAGCCGUACCGUGAAAGGGGAAUGACUACUGGUGAAGUAGGAGCAGGAGAUUCAUUGGAAAGAAGACCCGAUCCCGGCGAUAGACCUCACCUGAUCGGAAAGCCCUGGUACUAUGGGCGAAUAACUCGAUCCCAAUGUGACACCCUUCUCAAUCAGCAUGGCCAAGAUGGAGAUUUUUUAAUCAGAGAUAGUGAAACAAAUAUGGGAGAUUAUUCUGUAUCUCUAAAAGCACCAGGACGAAACAAACACUUCAGGGUGCAUGUUGAGGGUGCUUUAUAUUGCAUCGGGCAGCGUAAGUUCCAUACUCUGGAUCAGCUAGUGGAUCAUUAUCAACGAGCUCCAAUUUAUACUAACAAGCAAGGAGAGAAAUUAUUUUUGGUUCGUCCAUUACCUAAGGGAAACCCCAGCAGCAAUGGCUGUUAAAUAAUCAUGUAAGAGCGAAAUCACUUGUUUUAUUUUUCCAUCUUCUCUCUUCAUUUCUCUCUUAUACUUCUACUAGACGUAGGAUUAUCAUAAAAUAAUACCCAAUACCCGCCUAGCGUAACAAUCGAUGUCAUCGUCACAACAAGCAGCAUUUAUAGACGAGACUAAAAUAAUUGGUGAGCUCAUAUAUUAGUGUUACUCUAAUUUGUCCUUUAUCACUAGAUAAUUUAUUGCUAUAAGUAAUAUAAUUAAUUAUACAUAAUAACACGUUGGAGCUUCCAACUUUACUACAUAUGAGUAAAAGUAACGGCAGCUAAGCAGACUGGUGGGAGAUGAUCCAUUUGGUCGACAAUAGGCUUCUUUAUCCAUUUUAUUGUACUGGGAAGUCACGUCGAUUAUUUUGCUACUAGUUGAACGUACCAAGUUAUACAUAGAUACAUGCAUGCAUACACACAUGCAUAGAUGAUACAUGCAUACUCAUUCUAGCACACGCAAGUAUAACGAUCAAAUAAUGAUAAUUAAUAAACAAUACGCCAAGUAACCAGAUCUAUCGAUAUUGAAUGAAUAUACCGAUUAUGUUAAAACAAAGACUAAGUGUUCAUUUGUGAUUUUGUAUUUAUUAGAACGUUUUUAAGCGAAUAAACCAUAUUUAAGUGUG
Athalia rosae (coleseed sawfly) is the source of this 2924-nucleotide messenger RNA. It is a transcript of the gene dock, whose product is annotated as cytoplasmic protein NCK1. The transcript has 4 exons. Lineage: Eukaryota; Metazoa; Arthropoda; Insecta; Hymenoptera; Athaliidae. Gene Ontology annotation, molecular function: protein binding. Bases 1088 to 2266 code for a protein of 392 amino acids. The record is from RefSeq and is a predicted model, not a curated record.